CCGCGCCUUUCCGACCACACCCUCCUUUCUCUCUAUAUUUCUUCGCCCAUUUCUCUCUCUCUCUCUCUCCAAAUCUAAAUCUAACAAACUCUAAAUGCAAGGCCGCCAUCCCCACCCCUCCGCCGGCGCCGGCGCCGGCGGCUCCUCCAUUUCGGACGACUCUCAUCAUCCACCCAACCGAGGCAAAAAGAGGGGUGGCUACAACUGUGGUCGUUGUGGUCUCCCUAAGAAAGGCCACAUCUGUCAUGCUCCGCCCACCACCACCACCACUGAUUCCAACUCCCCUGCCGCCGCCCCCUCUCCUAUCUCCGCUGUCCGCCCCCCGUACUCCCACCUCUGCCGCGCACUCUCCUUCGACAACAUUGACGUCCAGGUCUUGCCGGACUCUGACGAUGAAAAUGAGAACAAUGCAUCGGAGUUGGAACAAGUAAUGGGAUCCGGUAAGUUGCCGGUGAGUUGUCUUUGGGAAGUGCUGAGGAGGUUGCCUCCGCCGGAGCUGUUGUCGGCGGCGAAGGUGUGUAAGGGGUGGAGGGACACGGCGAGGAAGCUUUGGAGAGCGGCGGAGGAACUCCGGCUUAGGGUUCCGGCGAAGGCUCAGGUUGGAUUUGCCGGAUCGGUGUUGCAGAAGUGUCCUGGUCUUGUUAGACUCUCUCUUAGAAUGGAAAGUGAUGUGGAUGCAACGAUGCUGGCCUGCAUUGCAUUCUCUUGCCCUAAUCUGGAGUCUAUGGAGAUCUUUACAUCGAGUACCUCAUUCAAUCGGAUAACUGGUGAUGAAUUGGGUCGUUUUGUUGCUGAUAAAAGAUGUCUUACAAGCCUAAAGAUGGAAGGUUGUUCUAACCUUGGUGGUUUUAUUCUUUGUUCAUCAAGUCUUUUGACGCUUUGGCUUUCAGAUCUUCACUCUCUCACUAAGAUGGUUUUCAACUGCCCCAAUUUGAAGGAGAUUUCCCUAGACUUUUCUUGCCAAGAAAAUGAUAAUACUGAUCUUACUAACAUGGUGGAUGGUUUGGGAAGGAACUGCCCAAGGCUACAAAACAUACACAUUGCAUCGAUUCGACUUUCUCAUGCUGUUGUGCUUGCUCUCACAGCUGCAAAUUUGAGAGGAUUGCAAAUGGUUUCACUGGUGCUUGGAUCAGAAAUCACUGAUGCAUCUGUUGCAGCAAUUGCUUCAAGCUACUCAAACCUAGAAUUGCUUGAUCUAAGUGGGUCUAGCAUCAGUGACAGUGGCAUUGGUAUGAUCUGCAAUGUGUUCCCUGAAACACUAUCAAGACUACUUCUUGCUCUCUGUCCUAACAUUACUUCAAGUGGAAUCCAAUUUGCUGCAGCUCAACUGCCUCUUCUUGAAAUCAUGGACUGUGGAAUGACCAUAUGUGACCCCAAUUUCCAGAUUCCAAACUUCGAAGAAAGCUGUGACCAUGAGUUGCAGAAAACUCCCAACAGCAAACUACACCUUAUUUACCAGAAGUUAAUUAUCAAACAUGGCAAGCUGAAAAAACUUAGCUUGUGGGGUUGUUCUGGCUUAGAUGCUUUAUAUUUGAACUGCCCAGAGCUCAAUGAUCUGAAUCUAAAUUCUUGUCGAAACUUGCAUCCUGAGAGAUUGCUCCUUCAGUGCCCAAAUUUGGAAAGUGUGCAUGCAUUUGGUUGCCAAGAUAUGUUGGUUGAAACCAUUCAAAACCAGGUCUCUAGUGAAUCUGCUGCUGUGGAAAACCAUUUUCCUUAUAGACGAUUAGGUGAUGGAUCCAAGAGGGUUCGAGUCCCACUUUUUCUCGGCCAACAGGAAUCUGACGAUGGCAAAAGGGGAAGGAGGGUAUUUAAAAGACAGUGCACUGUGAUCAUGGAUUAAUGGAAGAUGUGUCCUUCGAUGUUAUUUUUGACUUGGCAGUAAUUUCGUGUUGCCAUGUUAGAUCCAAAGGGCAUGUAUUAAGGGUCAAAAUUGUUUCUGUAAUUGUUCAAAAUUGUGGUUGUAGACUUAUUGACCGUAGAUAAUGCCUUUUCCUUCAUCACAACUACAGCCCUUUAUAAUUUUAUUUUUUAUUUUUUAUUUUUAUAAUCAUGGGGGUGAAAAAAAUCCGAUGAUCAACUUUAUUUUUUGUGUUAAAUUCACCAGUCAUAAAAUAAAGAUACUUUUUCACCUUUUCAA
Molecule: messenger RNA, 2137 nt
Organism: Camellia sinensis
Lineage: Eukaryota; Viridiplantae; Streptophyta; Magnoliopsida; Ericales; Theaceae
Product: F-box/LRR-repeat protein 17
Cellular component (GO): cytoplasm
Molecular function (GO): protein binding
Source: RefSeq, a predicted model, not a curated record